Molecule: messenger RNA, 558 nt
Organism: Bufo bufo (common toad)
Lineage: Eukaryota; Metazoa; Chordata; Amphibia; Anura; Bufonidae
Gene: WDR83OS
Product: WD repeat domain 83 opposite strand
Exons: 4
Coding region: 114-434 (106 amino acids)
Biological process (GO): protein insertion into ER membrane
Cellular component (GO): endoplasmic reticulum membrane
Molecular function (GO): protein folding chaperone
Source: RefSeq, a predicted model, not a curated record
UCCGCACUUCCGGGCUCACGUGGGCUCUGCACAUCCGGUCUCUGCCGGAAGUUCUCUGAUCAGCCGGGGGUUAGGGUUUAGUACACGGAGCCGACGGAGGACGGGGGGCAGACAUGACGGGCAACAGCGCGAGCGACCCCCGGAGACCGGCCAAGGUGCAGAGGUAUAAGCCUCCUACCUCGGAGAAUUCGCCCACCCUGGAUGACCCCACCCCGGAUUACAUGAACCUCCUGGGAAUGAUCUUCAGCAUGUGCGGUCUGAUGCUCAAGCUGAAGUGGUGCGCCUGGAUCGCCGUCUACUGCUCGUUUAUCAGCUUCGCCAACUCUCGCAGCUCUGAAGACACCAAGCAGAUGAUGAGCAGCUUCAUGUUAUCGAUCUCGGCCGUCGUCAUGUCCUACCUACAGAACCCGCAGCCCAUGUCUCCUCCAUGGUGACCCCGCAGCCCAUGUCUCCUCCGUGGUGACCCCGCAGCCCAUGUCUCCUCCGUGGUGACCCCGCUCUGCACAUAGGAAGGUGUUUGCCGUGUCUCAUUACAAGAAAUAAAGGAUUUUACUUUGU